Molecule: messenger RNA, 989 nt
Organism: Cornus florida
Lineage: Eukaryota; Viridiplantae; Streptophyta; Magnoliopsida; Cornales; Cornaceae
Product: transcription factor MYB1-like
Exons: 3
Coding region: 57-749 (230 amino acids)
Source: RefSeq, a predicted model, not a curated record
UUAGCUUUAGGCACUGCAUAUCGAUAUAUAUAUAUAUAUAUAGACAAUAUAUAGAUAUGAAGAGAAAAACUCCUCUUGAAGUGAGAAAAGGUGCUUGGACUCCAGAAGAAGAUAGUAUUCUAAGGAAGUGCAUUGAGAAAUACGGUGAAGGUAACUGGCAUCAAGUUCCUCUUAAAGCAGGUUUAAACAGAUGCAGGAAAAGUUGUAGACUGAGGUGGUUGAACUAUCUAAGUCCAGAUAUAAAGAGAGGAGUCUUUGCAUCAGAUGAAGUUGAACUCAUUAUCAAACUUCAUAAGCUCUUAGGCAAUAGAUGGACACUGAUUGCUGGUAGACUUCCGGGAAGGACAGGAAAUGAUGUGAAGAAUUACUGGAACUCGCACCUUCGGAUUAAGGCUGUGGCUCGCGGCACAGACGCAGUAACCAAAGCUAUAAAGCCUCGACCUCGGAGAUUUGCAAGCAAUCAAGUCUGGUUUAAUGGAAACACUACCAUUAAUGUAGACAACAACACUCAAUCUCGAGACACACCCACCAACAAGCCUUCAACAACAUCACCUCUAAAGGUUGAUGAAAUUCUGUGUUGGUGGGAUAACAUGGAGUUCAUUGACAAUGGAGUACUCACAUGGUCCAUGGAUGGCUCAGAUGAGGAUCAGCUCAUUGCAAGCCUUUGGAGUACUGAUGAAGUAGCCACUGGAGUCAAUAUUGCAAGUGACAGUUCUGUUGAUCAUGUGGACAAUUGGAAUUUUCUGUAAUUUUUAAUAGGAAUGGGAUCCUGAUAAUUUCGUCUUUCUUGUACUUUUGAGCUCGUUAGGAGUAAUGUUAGGAGUAAUAUUGUGAGUGAGUGAGUGCUUAUAUUUGAUUUUUUGAAUAAAAUAAAGUGAAAGAGAUAAAAAAAAAACAAAAAACAAACCUAUCGACGGGUAGAUGGUUCUACGAUUUGUGUUGGUAAAGUUGACUCAGUUUAGUACGUGAGAUAUAAAAUUUGUAAUAUA